Molecule: messenger RNA, 1191 nt
Organism: Angiostrongylus costaricensis
Lineage: Eukaryota; Metazoa; Nematoda; Chromadorea; Rhabditida; Metastrongylidae
Source: the annotation of a GenBank genome assembly
AUGCCGUCAAAAGGUGUCUUCAUUUUGGUAGUUAUAUUUGGAUCAGUUUCAUGGAUAGGAACGAAUUCAGUUUGGAUGCAGCUUCCUCUUCUCACAGCUGAUCUGCCGGAAGGAUGGGGCCUACCGAGUUUCCUCGCGGCAGUAGUACAGGUAGCCUGCGUUGGUCCUCUGGUGUACAGCAUAUUUCACAAGGGUUUCAAGUCGAUAAUUAUUCCUACCAAAUAUCUCAUAAUUGCAUUUCUAAUCCUUUCUUGUACUUGUCAAUUCGGUCUGGUAGUUAUGUGGUGGUGGACAAUACCAAUCAAGAACAGUGAGUACUCUAUCGCGCUAUACCUGUUGCUCUUCGGAUUAGCGCUGGUCAAUGCAACAUCUAAUGUUCUGUUUAUGCCGUUUAUGGCACAAUUCCACCAUGCCUAUCUUAAUGCUUACUUCGUCGGCAUGGGUUUCAGUUCACUUAUCCCUAGUCUUUUAUCACUUAUUCAAGGAGCUGGAAAUUAUGAAUGCGAAGGUGUGACUCCAGUAUUUUCUCCUCCACGUUUCAGUGCGUCGUCAUUCUUCUUUGUUAUUUUCAUUUGGACUGUUGUAUCAACGGUCUCAUUCGAAAUUUUGUGCAGAUGUGAUGAAGAGAAAAUGUACGUUACAACAGUGAAUCCGAAGAAAACUUCAUCAGGUAUCAGUAAGCCUGGCUACAUAAUUGUCCUUAUCGCUACCGCUCUUGUUAACGCGCAAAUGAACGGUGUGAUACCUAGCGCUCAGAGUUAUGCAGCUCUGCCUUAUUCUCAGGCAACAUAUCAUUAUGGACUAACUCUGGCAAACUUGGUAUCACCAGCCAUGUCGUUUUUACCACUAAUCCUUACUGUGAGAUCAGUGCCUAGUCUGUGUUGUUUGACAUUCUGCUCAUCAUGUGCCACCGCCUUCAUAGUUUACCUAGCUUCUUUAAGCCCUAAUCUCUUCUUCAAUUCGGUUACCAUUGGGAGUGUACUGUCGGUUGGAAGUGCUCUAUUUGCUGCCGGUCUUCAUUCCUACCUUCGUGUCGUGUUUGCGUCAUUGUUACGAGAAGGUGAAGAAAGUGAGAGUAGGCUGUUCUGGUGUGGAGUAUUCAUUCAAGUGGGUUCGUUUAUUGGAUCUACCGUGAUGUUCCCUUUGGUUAACAUUGUUUCGGUCUUUACUUCCGCACCACGUUGUCGGUAA